AUGGCUUGGUGGGACUCGCGGCAGCAGCAGCAGCAAUGGCAGGAGCAAGAGCAGCACCGCAGCCUUAGUGUUGCCUCGAUACGGCCAAAAAAACGUCUCAUUUUGGGAGACGCCUUUCCCAGGCUCGACCAACCCGCCAGCAGCAGCCAGCAGCCAGCACCGGCACCGACACCGGCACGGCUGACCAUGGACCAAGAAAGGGCCUUGCUGUCGCCCGUCUUUGACGACUAUCGCGCCGCCACCUCCACACCCCCCCUCGUGGUGCACGUUGAGAUCCGGUUUACCGACCCGGUAAUCCGGUCGAGAUAUUUCCGGAGCUAUGGCAGCUCGCCUGCCCUCGAGCCCAGCAGGCGGCUCUGCAAUGGCUUGCUGCGCCGCAUUGAGCGCUGCUCUCACGAGCUCCUGACGCGCAAGGACUCGGGCGCACUCGAACCGCUCAGGGACGACACGAAAGAGUCCAAGCCCUUGAGAUUCGACAUGACAUUUCGUAUUAUGACGAGGGGAGCGGGCGAAUGGGCCGAGAGGGCCUACCGCUCCUACCAAAAGCAACCCCUGACUGUCGCACUCACGAAGGACAUCAUCUUGGCCACCCAUAAGAUGGUUGGCCUUUACCUGCGCCGUCACGACAAGUACUUCAGAUGGAUUGACCAACCUUUUUAUGACAUGGAGCCUGAGAACCCAGAGACGACGGUGCCGACUCAUGGUGGUCCUCUGUCGCUGGCGUGCAUCCCCAGAUCUCGCUUCAUCGAGUCGUCUCAAUCAUUUGAGGCUGUGCCCGGGUACAGGAUUGAGCUGUCGUUCGAGAGUCGAAACCCCCAACGCAAAGAAAUCGAAUUCCAGACUGUCGUCAAAGCCAACAGCAAGCAGACCGCCCCGCUAACCCUAUUCAUGAGCGAGGAUCUGCUGUGGAGGGCUCUAAGGGCCGUGAACGAAGGUUUGGAGCCAAGAAAGCGCGCGUUCGACGAUCAUCUAAAGGACUGUCUUGCAUUGGAUUGCCACCAUGCCGAUGACGACGCUCUAAGCAUCGAACUCCGGAUUACAAACAACCUUGGUCCGGUCUACAGUCAGGUGCGCCGGACAAUCACGAGCAAGCUUUCGCUGUUCCGGGACUCCGAGGCUAAGGACUGCGACGAGUUUCUUAAGGCCGCCGAAGCCGCUCUUGUUGAUGCCUGUCAAGACACCGACGCAAAGAUCAAUGCGAUGGACGAUUUUGAACUUCGGAUACUUGAGCUCAAGGGCGUAGGCUGGACACUUUCUCAGCCAGCAAAGUUCACUGUCAACUCUUCGGCCUCGUAUAGCCGGCGGACGAUCCAGGCAGCUCUGGACCGAGUCCAGACCGGCAUCAGCGAUGUUCUCCGUGGUCGCAAUGUUGCUGUCCACAUCAGCGCGCACAAAAGAGGGCAUACUGUGCUCGACAAGGCCAUUGUGGCGCAUGAGAAGCGGGGAGGAAUGAAGGAGAUGUUUGCAUCCCCGGAGGAAGAAAGCUCAGUUCUCAUCGCCAGACUCAAAACACGCAUCCGAAGCGACAUCGACAUGGUCUUUGAAGAUACGUGCUUAAUCGACGACAUGACCGACGACGGAGAUGAGGAAGGCCAGAUGCUUCCCUUUCCUUUGGCGGGAACCUCCGGAACCAAUGACCCAUUGCCAAACGAGCAAUGCAAUCCUGUCCGAGAGCAACCCCCAGCAAAACAAUCUGGCCAUACUCAGUCCAAGUCUCAAUCCCUGCCCAGACCUCAGCCAUCUUCAAGACGCCUUGUUCAGCGAGCAUUUUCUCUUACUCACAGCUCCUCGGAACCUCCAGUGUUCCAAGCCCUACCAGCUUCUGUGCGAGAGGGACCACCCGCUGAAACAUCUGUUGGCACGGUACAUGAGACAGCCUCGCCACCAAGGCCGCAGAGCUCGUCGAGGACGCUUGUCCAACGGGCCUUGUCGCUAACAAAACGACAAUCGACUGAAACCCUCCAAGAGCCCCCGGGAAACCAACAUGACAAGUCCAAAUCCUUACCUAGGCAAAAAAGCUCGGUUCGGAGGCUUGUUCGGCGAGCCUUUUCACUCUCUCGUCGCUCAACCGAGUCUCUGUGGUCCAAAAACUUCUCUAAGCUCGCUGAACACACACCCGAAGGUGAGAGGAGUAGGCCGGGCUCGGUUGCUGGCGAACAAGACCUUACCCGGACUCGUGGUCAAAGGCAUUCCCUCGGGCGUCCGAUGACGGCUAUGGGCCUUGUUGAACCAGCCGAAGCUACCGAGUCUUUGAUCGCCAUAUCCAAGAGUCGCUCAACGGCAGGUCGUGUGAGCAACGCAUCAACUUUGAUAGACGAGCUUGCCAUUGGAGUCAACCCCCUAGACCCGACCGAGCCUGUGGAAGUUGGUGACGGCCGAGUGACCGGGCCAACACAAGCCUCGGAAACCGAACCCGCAGAAGUGAACCGCCAUAUUGGAGAGAGCGCGCCCCAACGAGGGUCCGAGAGAUUGUGCCUGACGGUGCCGAGCGUGGUAGAAACCGACGACGCGGGGAUCUCGGCAGGGAUCGACCUAGGAGAACCCGCUGCAGCAUUCGAUGCCAACUCAACCUUUCAGACUUCGAACCGAGCUAAGGUCACACCUUGCCCGGGAGAGGAACACUUUUCUGGCCAAGGCACUGGUUCGCUUAUGAUGGACACUGAUGAUGCGCUGGAACGUGCGCCGAACCCGGUCUUUGACGAGGUGUCUAAAACCCGAAGUCUAAAUCCCACAAACACCGGGGAAGACGAAGGCUCCACCGCACCAUCUACCCCUGCGUUAAGCACUGGGGGAGAUUCCUCGCCGAGAGCUAGUGUGCUGAUAACUCCGCGAUAUCUGCGGAGGCUUUCGGGCGCGAGGGAUUCCAUUGCGAAGGAGCCCGAGCCCGAGCCCGAGGCGCUGGGGCCAGACAUGGAGGCUGAAACAGACGGACAAUCCACCGCGAUGACCUCCGAAGGUGAAGACCAAAGUCGCGAUAUUCUUGAACUGCCUCAAAUCGAGACAUGUUCACCCAUCUGCCUCCCUCAGACAACAAAUGUGCCCGAGCUCACGACCAACGGGCCCGAAAAGAACUUGGAGUCGGCACUUCUGCUCGGGGAGAAUACCGAGUCUGAAGUGUCCGGAGACGGGGUGAAUUCCGGGCGCGAGGAAGAUGACUCUCCGCUACGUACCCUGACUGCAAAUUCCGAGCAAGAGAAUAACACGAGUUUCAUCAACGAAGUGUCUUACACUGCAGAGCUCGGGGCCGAAUUGUUUGCAAAGCCCAAUGGUGGUUGCCAGGGCGCCAACGAAGCGCGUCCGGACUUCCCCACCCCGGAAGUCCGGAACUCGGCCCCGACCGAUACGAGGCUAAUAGCAAGGUCAAUUUCGCUUUCUAGCUCGGAACCUAGCUCGGGCCCAUUUAAACCAAUCGAUUGCCAACAGGCAGUUGGUUUUGGUGUUGGCAGUGUUGGUGGCGUGGUUGUGGAGAGAUUCUGCGCCGCCAAGGGUUCGCCGGACAGCCUUGGCCUUCCGACUCCCGAGACUGAUGCCUCAAAAAGUGAGACUAACAAUAUCGAGAGCCUGCACCCAGUGGAUUUCGAGUCCGAUGGCCUCAAAAUCCCAGCGGUCCCGCAGGCACCCGAGAUCCCGAUUGAAAACAACGGAGCCGGAGGCCAUGUGCACGACCGACUCGCCCUUGAGGCCGGCUCCGAAUCGCAAAACGCUUCUCAGCAUGAAAUCGGUGAUAUCUUAGCUACCGAGAAAUCCGAAACAAGUAGUCAUGAAGUCUUGAUUACUCACGAUGGCAGUCUGCCAGCCGCAGUUUCGAGUGUCAGUGUCGACAAUGGUGCGGACACUCGUACAUGCGAUGACUCUGCCGGAGCUCUUGGACUCGGUGACGACCAAGACUCCGCCGCUAGUGCGAGCUGCGCUGCAUCCGACAUAAUCGUCGGUGAUCAUGUCGGAGACGAUGUCGGUGCCAGUGCGGACCUAGACUCCGGAUUGUCCGAGGCAUCCGUCGGAGUCGACAGCUCCAGAGAUGUUCAGAUGCCCGAGCCCGCGACUUGCGGUGGAUCCGAGACUCCUGAAGGGACAUCCAGCUCUAUCCGUGGCAUCCGUGCUUCGUCUCUCGACAUUUCUUCCGGAAGCCGAGACGGAGAGGGGGUUUGCAAUAGUUCCGGUCCGGAGUCCGAGACUUUCUCCGAGACAUCCACCAAGGAUGAAGCUGAAGGGGGCGGGUGCUCUGCCGAUGUGGGUUCUGUUUGCCCCAAGACCUCCGCCGGACAUCUACUGGGAGCUGGUACCGAUUUCGAUGCCGAUGGAGAAGUGGUCGUUACCGAAGAUGCACCCUCGCUAAACGAGACGGGGCCGUACCUGGAGGCGAGAAUUUCCCAAGUCUCGCAAGCCGGUCAUGAUGUGGACGCCGAUGCAUCGAGUUCUCUCCUAACUGAAAUCAUCGGAGAAAAUGUUGUCACAGCACCCGACAUCCCCCUUGCCCGAGAUGCGGUGCAAGAAAGCAUCGCCAAGCUCGAGAAGACUUUGGUUCUUCAGGGUGUUGAGAUCAGCGGUCCCGAGAUCGGAGUCGAAGAAGCGAAAGAGAAUACUAGUCAGAGCGACAUUGGUGUUGACGCAGAGAAGAUCGAGACUAUGCCCGAUGCGCUGAUGUUGGGUCCCGAAGCGGUUGAUGACAUGACCAACACGCCUCGUGGUCCGGCCGGGCUCGAUGUGGGUUAUGAGACCGAGAUCUUGGCCAACACACCAGAGAUUCUGGGUGACAGUGAAGAAGUUAAUAAACGCCACUGGGGUGCCGAAGUAGAAUCAUCGGUGCUCGAAGAUGGUACUGCGGAACCGGGGAUUCCCGCCAAAGCAUUUGUGGCUCCGCUUGCGGACGACUCCGUGGCUGACGGCAGCGGACAAAGACUCGUACUACCCGAAAUAUCUGUCAAGGAGUUCACCGCUCCGCUGCCCGAUGAGCCGACUUGUUCGCUGGACAAAGCGCUCACCUCGGGUGAUUUGGUCGCCAACCCAAGUACCCUAUUUCUGGAAUCCAACGUGGCGGCCUCGGCGAACAAGACAGCGGAGAUACCCGUGACGCAGCCGGCUGAUCACCCGACGUCGUUCAACCCGCUCCUACUUUUCCCCUUCCCGGUUCUUUCAGCCUGGAGUAACUCAUCUUCGAUUCCGGACACUUUGGGCUGCGGGACUUUGCCCAGUGCCCGGAGUUCGGUCGAUUCUUACCGAGUGUUAUUGUCAGACGAGGAGAAGUCAUCUUCUUUAUCGUCAUUUAAAAAUUGUAGUCGUCCCCAGACAGCCGGCUACCUGGGGCUCCACCGCGAGUCGCCAUUUGCCGACUUCGGUCUGCGAGGUGCGCUCGGAGACACCCACCGCUCCAGUUUCCCGGCGUUGCAAGCCGUGGUCGCGGUCGCCACUACUGAAGAAAAACCGGACUCGUUGCCGGUGAAAGGCGGCACAGACAAGAAGCAUGGCAAGCGGCGAAAGAUUGUGAAGGCACAGCCACAAGAAGAUGGCGACGACGGCCCAAUGGUGUUGUCUCGUAUCAUGCUGCUCCUCGCUGGUGCCAUGGCCAUCAACAAGGUCCUGAAGGGCCCUCCGCCCGGAUUUGGGGCAGGUUAUUAG
Messenger RNA from Lasiosphaeria miniovina, 5616 nucleotides. RefSeq lists its product as uncharacterized. NCBI's taxonomy places the organism in Eukaryota, Fungi, Ascomycota, Sordariomycetes, Sordariales, Lasiosphaeriaceae. The coding region runs from base 1 to 5616 and encodes 1871 amino acids. The record is from RefSeq and is a predicted model, not a curated record. The transcript has a single exon.